AUGGCAGUUAACGAAAAGGAUGUUGGCCGGAAGAGCCGGGUUAGUGUUGUUCUAUGGGUAUUUAUCGCUCUUGGAACGCUAUUUCUAUGCAAAAAUGCAUUCACAUUUUCGUCGGAGUCCAUCCAUGGCUUGAAGAUUAGUAGUGAUGACUCUGAUAGCGUUGAUAUUGAGAGGCAGAUAUCGCUGGGGUUAACACCCAGGAAACCUGUUGUUAUUACAGACUUACGCACAGGCAAUAAGAGGAAGUUACACGGCCGAUUUCUUCAUAUUACUGACAUGCACCCUGAUGAGUACUAUGUUGCUGGUACGUCGAUCGAUAACGUUUGUCAUAGUGGUGAGCCUACCAAGGGUAAAGACAGAGCAGCAAAGUUUGGUAAUGCUAUGAGUGGUUGUGAUUCACCCAUGUUGUUGAUGGAUAUGACCCUAGAUUGGAUAGAUAAGAAUUUGAAAGACCAAAUCGAUUUUGUGGUCUGGACUGGCGAUAAUAUAAGGCAUGAUAACGAUCGUACCUACCCUAGAACUGAGGAUGAGAUCUUUAGAAUGAACGCCGAAGUUGCGGAGAAAAUCAAGAAGAUCUUCAGAACACCAAACUCUCCUGACCCUAGAGACUUUGCUGUGCCUGUUGUUCCAUCUAUUGGUAAUAAUGAUGUAUUUCCUCAUAAUUUGUUUUCACUAGGACCUACACUUCAGACAAGAGAAUAUUAUAGACUAUGGGGUGAUUUUAUUCCCGAAGAACAGCAAAGAAUGUUUGAUAGGGAUGCUUCUUUCUUUACAGAAGUUAUUCCAGGUAAGCUUGCAGUUUUAUCAUUCAAUACCCUUUAUUUGUUUAAGGCUAACCCACUUGUAGAUAACUGUGAUUCUAGAAAGCAACCGGGUUAUCAGCUUCUGCUAUGGUUAGGAUAUGUCUUGGAUGAAAUCAGAGAAAGAGGCAUGAAGGUGUGGAUUAGUGGCCAUGUACCACCUAUAGCUAAGAACUAUGAUUCUUCCUGUUAUGAUAAGUUUUCUCUCUGGAUGCACGAAUAUCGUGAUGUAAUAAUAGGUGGACUAUAUGGUCAUAUGAAUAUGGAUCAUUUUGUUCCUGUAGAUGUGCAAGCCAUAAGAGAAAAUAUGGAAGAGCAGCAGAUGUCUUUAUUGAGUGAAGAUGAGCGUUUGACUAAAACGAUUAGAGAGCAUGCUAUUGCUGCCAGAGAAGCUCAUUUGAUGGGAGCUAAGCCUGUUAACAAAGAGUCUUACUUAGAUGGAGUUUUAGAUACAUACUAUAAAGGUGUAUUACAAGAAAUUGAGCAGGCAGUCGAUUCUGAUCUAGAUAUUGAGAAGAAAAAGAAGAAGAAAGGUAAGAAGAAGAAAGGAAAAAAGGAAAAGAGGACUCUUGAAGAGAUAUACGAUCAGCACUCAAUUGUUCAAGUUUCCGGGUCCGUUAUACCCACGUUUAACCCUUCGAUAAGAGUGUGGGAAUAUAAUAUUUCUGAUAUCACCGAUUCCUCAAGUAUUUUCGGUGAAAAUCAAUUAGAAUACCAAUCAUGGGACUUAUUUUUUGAAGAUCUCGAACAUAAAAUGAAGAACGAGUUUGAUGACAAUGAAUCAUCAUUUUGGGCUGCAUCAGCAGAACAAAAUAAAAAGAAGAAGAAGAAGAAUGGUAAGCCUGAUAAGAGUAUACCGAGAAAGAAACCAGAUGAGUUACCUGCUGGACCAGGUCACAUACAACAACUAUUUUCUCCUACCAAGUUUGUUCAAUACUUCGCUGAUUUGGACUCUAUCAACUCCGAAUAUGAAAAGUUAAUAGAUAAAGGACUGGCAGAACAUGAUGCUAUAAACAAAGCAUUCAAUUAUGAAGUUGAGUACACAUCAAAGGAUGAGCCAUAUCCUAUGGAAUCAUUACUAGUUAAGGACUAUCUGCAUUUGGCCGCAGAUUUAGCGCGCGAUAACGGACUAUGGAAAAUAUUCAAAGAACGCGCUUUUAUAUCAACUGGAUAUGAAGACGAGCGUAACUAA
Nakaseomyces glabratus is the source of this 1992-nucleotide messenger RNA. RefSeq names its product endopolyphosphatase (gene PPN1). The record is from RefSeq and is a predicted model, not a curated record. Gene Ontology annotation, biological process: polyphosphate catabolic process. Gene Ontology annotation, cellular component: membrane; fungal-type vacuole. Lineage: Eukaryota; Fungi; Ascomycota; Saccharomycetes; Saccharomycetales; Saccharomycetaceae. Gene Ontology annotation, molecular function: phosphoric diester hydrolase activity; exopolyphosphatase activity; endopolyphosphatase activity.